AUGGCUUCAAACAAUUGUUUUACAUCAUUGGCAGACAUCAAACCAUUCAAGACGUCAUGGAAAAUAAAAGUGAAGAUCAUCCAUACCUGGAAACAGUUUACAACCUACACAGGAGAGACCAUCGAGAUGAUUCUAGCAGAUGUUGAUGGUACAUUAAUCCAUGCUACAAUCAAAAAACAACAGUUGAAUAAAUUUCAACGCUUCAUUGUUUAUGGAGAAUGGAGAAUCAUUGAAAACUUUCAACUCACACGAUCUGCUGGAAAGUACAGAGCAACCAAGCAUACUUACAAGAUGUCGAUUAUGAAUUCAACACUCAUAUCGAAAUGUCCUUCAUUGUCAAAUGAUUUCUUCUUGGAUUUAGCUACCUUUGAUGAUAUUCUCGCUGAAGAUGUGUUGAAUGAACACAUCCUGAUUGAUGUCCUUGGUCAGGUUGUUGCUGUUGGUGAGAUGAAAACAUCAUCUCAAAAUGACAAACCAAAAAAAAGAUUGGAGAUUGAACUUAGAGAUACCAGCGAUCAGCGGCUACAAUGUACUUUAUGGGGCAAGUUUGCAGAUUCAAUGUGGGAAGCUACCAGAAAUGGAGCUGGUGGAUCAGUAAUUUGUUUGCUACGUUGUGCUAAAAUCAACACUUACAAUGGUGAGAGAUCAGUUACAAAUGCAUUUGACAUGUCUCUCAUGCAAAUCAACUCAGACCACACCGCUGUCGGUGAUUUUAUUGCUGAUUUACCCAAAGAUGAUUUGCAAAUUGUCUUCCUGGCUAAAGAAUCAACAGAUCGGAUCUUGAAAAAGGACAAGGAUGAUUACAUCAACCAAUAUCCAAUGAGCACCAUUUCCGAUCUGUUGGAAGCUACUUCGGAAGGAAAGAUGAAGAUAAUGGCAACCAUAUAUAACAUAGAUAUGGAAUUUGGUUGGUAUUAUUUUACCUGUCUCAAAUGUAAACAAACUUGCUACUUGAUCCCAAAAGUUGAGAAUGUAACUUACAGUAAACCAAGAAAGCCUUUGUUUUACUGUAAAACAUGCGUGCAAGAUGUAACCAAGGCUGUUUCCAGGUUCAAACUGACUCUUGAUGUUAUGGACAACACCGGGGAGUCAAAGUUCAUCUUAUUUGAUACAAAUGCUUAUAAGAUUGUGAAUCAUACUACAACUGAACUUUUGGAAGGCAAUUAUGAUGAGAUAUCAGACCCAAAAGAUGUCCCACUCGCUCUUAAGAACUUAGUUGGAAAGACAUUUAAGUUUCUUGCAUCAAUUCACACUGCAAACAUCACAGAAGGCAAAGAAAGUUACAAGUGUUCUUAUGUGGAGAUGGGUGAUUCUACAACUAAUGUGGAUAACAUAGAAGAUUCUGAAAUUCAAGCUGAUCCUAAGGAUGUGAUUUCUAUGGACAACCAGUGUAGUUCAAGAAGCAAUGAAACAAGGGAUGGUAAUGGAACUGCUACUACUACACCAUCAUCCAAACGUAAAGAAGACCCUACUGAUCAAGCAGAACAAUCAUCAACUUCUAAGAAACUUUGUCUACCAUCAAUAAAAAGUGCUAUUGAAAGUGAAAAUGUCGAUGUGGCCAAUGCAAAUGUGGAUGAGGCCUCUGAAUCAGAAGGAGAAGAAGAGGAGAAGAAGAGGAGAAGGAAGACUAAGUUCAUUAAACUUAUUCAUUUUCAGAAACUUUUUUAA
Molecule: messenger RNA, 1668 nt
Organism: Capsella rubella
Lineage: Eukaryota; Viridiplantae; Streptophyta; Magnoliopsida; Brassicales; Brassicaceae
Product: replication protein A 70 kDa DNA-binding subunit C
Exons: 10
Coding region: 1-1668 (555 amino acids)
Biological process (GO): DNA repair; DNA recombination; DNA replication
Cellular component (GO): nucleus
Molecular function (GO): DNA binding
Source: RefSeq, a predicted model, not a curated record